Aphanomyces invadans is the source of this 260-nucleotide messenger RNA. RefSeq lists its product as hypothetical. NCBI's taxonomy places the organism in Eukaryota, Oomycota, Saprolegniomycetes, Saprolegniales, Verrucalvaceae. The record is from RefSeq and is a predicted model, not a curated record. The transcript has 2 exons. The annotation marks the transcript as partial.
AUGCGCGCCAAAAAGAACCUGAGCGACAAAGAUCGGCGAGCCAUCAUACAGCAGCUAAUGGCACACUUGGUCGACGACAAGAAGCUCAUUCACGGAGCUCUCAACAAAAUCGCUCUAGAGUUCGGAGUUCACAGAGACGUGUCAUCGAGAAUAAAAGGCCGCAGCGGUCGGAACCUCAAACACCAGAAUGUCGCCGAACGGAUGAAAGCAAUACCCAAAGCAUCGCGAACGACCUUUUCGUUCUAUCGCCGUAGCAAUGG